GGCGGGGCCGGGAGGUGCGGGGGGGUCCCCGGGCCGCCCUCGAAGCCCUCAGGGGCCGGGAGGUGCGGGGGGUCCCCGGGGUGCCCUCUGGGGCUGUGCGCUGCCAUCGCCCAGGGUUGGUACAGACCAGGGAAGCGCGGGUUGGGGUUUUUUCCCUCCCCUGGUGACUGUGAUUGUGGCCAUCGGCCUCCGCUGGGGAGCAGAAAAAGAAUAAUAACAAUACAUGGUUGGUACAGACCGGGGGAGCGCCGGGUUGGGGCUUUUCCCCUCCCCCGGUGAUUGUGGCCAUCGGCCUCCGCUGGGGCCUGAGAGCAGAAAAAGAAUAACAACAAUAGUAAAAAAGGAAGCUGCAAUUACAGGAGUAAAGCUGAGUAAAUAUUCAGCCCCCAAAGAUGCUGAGAGGGUCCAAGGCUCCCCUGAAAGUUAAAGAAAAUGAGAGUGGUUGUCCUGAACAGAAAGAAGAGACCUCUCUCCUUCCAUCAAGAGACCAGAAGAGCUGCAAAGUGACCAAAUCCAAAGUCAUGAGAGCAUCCAAGAAGGAGAAUUUCACUGCUGGGAACCAGACACGGCCACCAAAACAUGCCCUGAGAUGGCCCGAGGGCCCUGAGGAGAAUCUGUGUCCCCGCCAGGGCUGUGCUGGGGGCUGGCAGCUCCCUGGGCACUGUUUUGGGGUGCUCAGUGAAGCCCCCGUGCCCCUGCACACCAGGGAGGGUUUCUCCAGCAGCAGAGCUGUUCCCUUGGGCAGGGAUUUCUCCACUCCUGACAGGAACAGAGAGGAAGGCAAAGCUGAUUCUGGACUGUGUGAACAGAGGGAAAAACCUGCUGGUUUUGUUGCUGAGCUUGGGAUGGCUCAGGAAGGUUCUGGCAAACGCCUCACGGGGACUUCCCCAACGCCUCCAAAAUCCAGAGGCAAAAGAUCCAGGGUUGGAUUGGGGGGCUCCCCAGAAAACACGUGCCAGACCUGCUGCCUGGUCCAUCAGAGGAGCAGCAGGCCCAGGGAGCCUCUCAGCCAGAUCAGUCCCUUUAACCCUGCACCUGUCAGGUUGUGGAAGGAGAAGAUCGACACCUUCCAGGCCUGCUUUGGAGCCCUGCAGGAAGCAGAGGGGGAGCUGAGGAAACCCUCUCAGGAAGGAGUCUCCUGUGCCCCGUGUGAUGCUGGCUCUGACCUCACCCCAGGGAGGGCUGGCCUUGGGGAAGGGGCCAGCCUGGCAGAGCUGGGUGACAGCCAAGCCCCUUUGACACCUCUGGGAGCAGGGGACACUCCCAGUUGUGUGGCCCAGAGCAGCUCCCUGCUCACAUCCAUCCUCAAGAAAUCCUCAGGGAAGGAGCUCGGGGUCAGCCCCAAGAAACACCUAGACAGUGCCAUCAACAGAGGAGGUGAAUCUGCCGCAGGCUCUGGUUCUGUAAAAGAAUUUGGAACACCGCAAACAGAAACACCUCGUUCUCAGGGCUCUAAAACAGCAAACAAAAGAGUAACAUUUGGCCAGGUUCUGAGCCCUGAAUUAUUGGAUCAGAGCCUGCCUGCAAACACCCCCCUGCACAGAGGAGCCUCCCCUGGGUGCCCUGCAGGUCACAGACCCCGGGCAGGGCCAGCCCUGCCUCCGGAGCCUUUACCCCGCCUGGACUUUACCUGCAAUGAGGAAAGUGUUGAGCCUCUCCCAGAACUCCUGGAAGGUUCUGUUGCUGCAGAGGCCCCUUCACCUGCUCAAAGUGCAGAAGUUGCAAAGCCUGUGUCAACAGCUCAUGCUACUAAAAGGAAGGGCGGGGCCGUGACCGAGGGCACGGAGGGUGACCCGAGCCCCUCCCUGAGGAGGAGCCAGAGGGUGGAAGAAAAACGAAGAAAGAUCCUGACUGCUCCUGCUCCCACGGAGGCUCAGAAAACAAAAUACCCAAGCUUUGAGAGAAGAAGAAAGAAAAAAGUCAAGAAAUCUUUGUAUGGGGAAAGAGAAACAGCUUCGAAGAAACCCCUUCUCAGCCCUAUCCCUGAAAUCCCAGAGAAUUUCUUUUUUGUCUCAUCUCCAAACUCACCAAAAACAGAUGCACCUUUUACAGAGGCUGCAGCUUUGGAGGAUGCAGGGGCAGCUGCCCUGUGCCCAGGGCCCCUGGAGGAGGCAGCAGGAACCAGCCCCGAGGGCCCAGGGAGCCUGGAGGAGGCAGCAGGAACCAGCCCCGAGGUGCCAGGGAGCCUGCAGGGCACCACCACCACUGCUGAGUUUUUGAAUGCUGUGCCAGAUGCAGAAGGUGACUUUGAUACACCUGAGUAUUUCCAUCAAGGCAAAGAGACUCUACGUGCAAAAGAAGCAGAAAAGCAGGAAUUGGAAGGAAAUCUCCUAAGGGGGCUGGAACUUCUAGAACAACAGGAUGCACAGGAGAGUGCCCAGAGAACCAAACCUCAAAAGGAUUCUGUCAGAGGUGAUCCAGCCAGGAGAAGAAGAAGCAGAAGAAGCAGCAGCGCCUUCUAUCACCUCCCUCCUGCUGAAAACCUGGAAAUAAGCGGGGCUGAAGUUGCAGUUUGCUCCUCCAGCGUGGAAGAAGCUUUGUCAGUGCCCCGGGCAGAGGAGGGGGCCCUGCAGGGCCGCAGGAGGAGCAGCAGCAGUGCAGAGCUGAGGGUGAGGCGCAGCCUGAGGCUCAGCAGGGAUGCAGCCAGCGAGGGGCUGGCCUGGAUUCAGCUGCCCGGGCAGCCUCCCCUGCCAGCCAGAGCCAGGAGGAGCAGCAGCGCCUCCGUCCUGGCAGCAGCUGAGAAUUUUCACCACAGGCAGCAAAACCUCCCGGCCCUGCCGGCCCCGGGGAAGGAGAACCAGGGCACUGCUGGGCCCGGCAGGAGGAGGAGGAGGAGGAGCAGCCUCUUGGAAGCCACAACUCGAGAAAUGCCCUGGGCUCACACCCAGAGGAGGAGGAGCACAAAUUCUGCAUGUGGGAGAGACAGGAGUGACCAAAAGCACUCGGCAGCAGCAGAAACUCUUGAGCUGAGGUGGGAGGAUGUGCCAGGCAUCCCUGCUUUCCUCAGCUGA
Prinia subflava (tawny-flanked prinia) is the source of this 3011-nucleotide messenger RNA. RefSeq names its product cell division cycle associated 2 (gene CDCA2). Gene Ontology annotation, cellular component: nucleus; chromosome. Bases 393 to 3011 code for a protein of 872 amino acids. Gene Ontology annotation, biological process: regulation of mitotic nuclear division; regulation of chromosome segregation. Lineage: Eukaryota; Metazoa; Chordata; Aves; Passeriformes; Cisticolidae. The transcript has 13 exons. The record is from RefSeq and is a predicted model, not a curated record.